CUAAACCCCAUCUCAACCAUAUAUGUGUUCGCAAGCACAUUUAAAAAUGAUCGUUGGUGCGUUUUUAAUGCUCCAACGUCUUUACUAGAAAUCGGAAAUCCUCGCACCUACCACCUGCAGGCUCCUAUUCAUCCGUUCAUACAUCGCUUUCGCUUCGACCCUGCCUGCCAGCUCACAAAUGGAUUCAUCUACCGAGGAUUUGCCAUCAGCAGCUUCUCAGCCAAGCCAGCCUGCAGUUGUUCUCGAGAUGCCAGAUACCAUUCAAAUCAAGCUGCAUCUUCGCAAGGGCAUACCCCGCGUUCGCUGCCGUUCGCUCAAGGACCUUCCCGAUCCCGAGAUCUUUCCACACAACUGGAGACAGGAUCCCUUUGAAGUCCUACGCGCCCGGAUCCGUUCCCGUGCCAAAGGACUCUCGGGUCUCGAAUGGCCCAUGGAUGCCCUUCCCUAUAUCCGACCCUCGAACUCGAGUCCACAACAACACUAUCAGGAAGUGAACAAGGACAAUUGUGACGAACGAAUUGCGAAGGCAUGGAGGACAGAGGCAAAGCGUUUGGGGGACCUGUCGAAAGUCUAUGUUCAUUUAUUCAUUUAUUUGGUCGAUGCAAACGAUACAAAGAAGGGCAUCACGGCUGGUAAACGGAGCAGCAACGCAAUUCAACAAACAUCAGGAUCUACAGCCGUGGAGGCGGCGAGCAGCACUGGAACAGUAGCAGCAGCAGUACAGAGGAUGGCGGAGGCAACGACACAGGAAGAGGAAUGUGCAACGAUUAGGGUCAAACUCAAUGAUCAAUGGGUGUCUCUUCAAGUCAGCGUGCGUAGCUUACGAGAGGCACUUGGUAUGCCCUCGUUCUAAAUAAAAUACAAGAAAAAAAGG
Molecule: messenger RNA, 874 nt
Organism: Gamsiella multidivaricata
Lineage: Eukaryota; Fungi; Mortierellomycota; Mortierellomycetes; Mortierellales; Mortierellaceae
Exons: 2
Coding region: 179-853 (224 amino acids)
Source: RefSeq, a predicted model, not a curated record